CUACUGGUCCGAGCAUAUAGUUGAAUUAAACAUAUUGUAAAAAUAUUUACCUGAAAACUAGGUAAUUAUUUAUUGUGCAGAUCAUGUAUCAUGUAUAGCCAGCCGCAAGACGUACAAACAGCGUGGCUUUGUUUAUUCUAACCAGACUACAGAAACAUACAUAAUUGAGCUAAGAGUAUUGUUUCAUGCAUGCAAUUAUUGAAUAUCUUUACGUCGUUAUACGUGAAACCAAAGUUUCUUUUGUCCAGUUGUGAGGCUUAAUAGAAGAUGCUUUUCCGAAAAGUAAAAGUGCUGGUGGGUGCAGGUAUUGGUCAAUUUCGACGGUCAAUAUCAUUCGACAGACUUCAAAAUUCUUCUACCAAACCAUGGCGUGAUUCUGGAUCGGCUAUAAUUGUUGCCCCGAUGAACAAUAAUCCACCAUAUUCCUUGGGAUAUUUAAUGAUUGAGAGGUCGAAAGGUAGUGGAGUUGCGCCAGGAUGCGUUGUGUUCCCAGGUGGCGUCGUCUCUCCUGUCGAUUUUUCUCCUCGAUGGACUAAUCUUUACAGGGACGCCAACAUUGACCUCGGCUCCUUUCAGUUUUUUGACAAAAAUGCACAUACUCCAGAAAUAUAUUCCCGAGAAGGAACUGACGCGUUUCCUUACCCAAGCUCUGUAGUAUUUCGCCUCGCUGCUAUUCGCGAGACAUUUGAGGAGGUCGGAAUUUUAAUUUGUCGUAAAACUGACAGAGCUUCCAAUCUUUGUGAUUAUGACUAUGAUUAUGAACAACUUUCGGACAGAAAAGUAGUGCAAGCAUGGCAAACGAAAAUUAGAAAAAGUCCUGAAGAAUUUAUCAAUUUGUGCGUUGAACUUAAAUGUGUACCUGAUUUAAACGCCUUGAGUGACUGGAGCGAGUGGCUUACCCCCACCUCACUCAAACCCAAAGCCAGAUUCGACACGAUUUUCUACAUGCUCAUCCUACCAAAAAUGCCCCGUGUGGCUUAUGACACCCAUGAAGUCGCAUCCGCCCAAUGGGCCUCCUCCGCAUCUCUCUUGAAAGACCAUUUGGAAGGGAAGAUCAAAUUGAUGCCUCCGCAGCUGUACGAAUUAUCCAGGAUGCUCAACUUGAAGUCCAUCCCAGAGUUUGAAGAGAGGGUGCUACGUCGUCAAAAGUUGGGCAUUGAACGAUUCUUUCCUAUCGUUGAACAAGCUUUAGACGGGAUCCUCUUCCUCCUCCCUGGAGAUGACCGUUAUUCUAAAGAACCGGACGUUCUAACGUUCUCAAAGCCACAAAAACUUGAUCAGACUUUCGAGCAACUACAAAGUUCGGGUCAAAAAUUUCAUCGAGCCCAACUAACAAAGGACGGUGCCUACACAACUGUGAUAAAUGUCGAAAGAUUUGGUCAUGCAUACUAGUACCUACAUAACUAAUUCUAAUGUCCGCAACGGAAAGAAAAACAAAUUAAUUGUCGUUAGUUUGAUGUAUUCAGACGAAAGCUCGUACAAUAAAUAUUAUUUCAAGAUAAUUUCCUCACUGAUACCGUUAAAAUCAAUACAUACAUACAUACCACGAGGAUGAAUCUACUACUUAAACUACAAAAAUUAGUUAUAAAUCGAUAAAUAAAUCAGUAUAUUUUUUUCUAAU
Molecule: messenger RNA, 1621 nt
Organism: Folsomia candida
Lineage: Eukaryota; Metazoa; Arthropoda; Collembola; Entomobryomorpha; Isotomidae
Product: nucleoside diphosphate-linked moiety X motif 19
Exons: 4
Coding region: 268-1392 (374 amino acids)
Cellular component (GO): mitochondrion
Molecular function (GO): hydrolase activity, acting on acid anhydrides, in phosphorus-containing anhydrides
Source: RefSeq, a predicted model, not a curated record